GCAGUUACCAUCCGGGUGGGGUGGUUGGUUUCGAGUUUUUGCGAGUGCCGGUUUAUGGCAUUUUGGAGUUAUUAGGGAGGGGGAGGGGGUGUUAUGUUUGGAGAGUGACCGUGCUGUGAAUUUCGUUAGCUAGGGACAGGCGUACGGUAUGUGAGGGGGAUGGUGGUGGGUGAAAGGGAGUUGUCAUAUCAUCCCGGUAUGUGCCGAGGUACCGUUUUGUUCGCUCACAUGCACCAUCCAUCCUCCUACAAGUGUUUGUGCGUGUGUGUGUGUGUGUGGGUGUCCCUAAGGGAUGACAAAAAGCGCGUAGUGGAAGAAAACAACAACAAAACCGCGUGUUUGUGUGGGUGCGCCAAUUAAUCCCCCCACCCAACCCGUUUCCCUCCCCCCUCCAGCAAACACACACACACACACACACACCUACAUUUUCCGGUCGUGUAGCGCCGUGUCCCAACUUUCCCAACACUUAGCUUUUCCCCUCUCUUCCCUGCCCUACUCCGCUCGUCCCUCUCUCUCUCUCUCUCUCUCUCUCUCUCUCUCUCUCUCUCUCUCUCUCUCUCUCUCGCUACCUGUUGUGACCUAGCCGGGCGUGACAAUUGUGUGCGCAGGGCAGUAUGGCGGCCACGGCCGAGUGGGAGCCACCGGUGGCACCGGAAGCGGCCCCGGUGGCGCAACCGGAACGCAAGGGGACAGGACCGGCGCCCGGCCCACCGGCCGCAAUCAACCGGAAAGCGGAAAACAAUCAACCGGACGAGAUACACUACGUCAACCCGUUCGUGCACAAGCUCGUCUGGGACGAUCCGAUCGACAAGGCCAAGACAGCACUGCUGACGGUGAUACUGCUGCCAUUUCGCGUCGUCCUAAUUCUCGUCUGUCUGGUGGUGGCAUGGGCCCUCGCCAAUAUCGGCCUCUAUGGACUGUCCAAGGAGGAUCUGCGUACGAAGCCACUGGUCGGCUGGCGGCGCCAGUUGCGCCAUCUGACCGCGCUCGUGAUGCGCACGCUCUUCCUGUUCGGCUCGUUCAACUACAUCCGGUACAAGGGCGUCCGGGCGUCGCCGAAGGAAGCGCCGGUCAUCUGUGUGGCGCCGCACACCGCAUUCUACGAUUCGGUGUGUGUCGUCCUGUUCGGGCCGUCGGCCGUCGUCGCCAAGUACGAGACCGCAUCGCUGCCAUUCUUCGGAAAACUGAUUGACUACGCCCAACCGAUCUACGUGUGCCGGGAGGAUCCCCAUUCGCGCCAGACGACGAUCCGGGAGAUUAUACAGCGCGCCAACUCGAAGGAGGACUGGCCCCAGAUACUCAUCUUCCCCGAGGGGACCUGCACGAACCGGACGUCGCUGAUCAAGUUUAAGCCGGGUGCGUUCUACCCCGGCGUACCGAUCCAGCCGGUGCUGAUGCGCUACCCGAACAAGGUGGACACUGUCACCUGGACCUGGGAGGGGCCGAAUGCCAUCCAGCUGCUGUGGCGCACCCUAACGCAGUUCCACACGUUCUGCGAGAUCGAGUUCCUGCCCGUGUACUACCCGAGCGAGGCGGAAAAGGCAAACCCGAAGCUGUACGCGGACAACGUGCGCAUGCUGAUGGCGAAGGCGCUCGACAUACCGAUCUCCGAUUACACCUUUGACGACUGCAAGCUGAUGACGUUCGUGAAGAAUGUCGGCAUGCCUCAUCCGGCCGCGAUUGCGGACAUUGGAAAGCUGCGCGAAACGCUAAAAAUUGCCGCCACCGAUCGGGAAAGCAAGAUCGUGGCGAGUGAGCGCCAGUUCACCGAUGCGAACAGUUUGCUCACCUACCCACAGUUUGCCGAGCGGAUGCAGCUGGACGUGCAGCAGGAGGCAGCACACAAUCUUUUCCACAAGCUGAUCCGGCCUGAAACGCCGGACGUGAUUGAUUUCAGAGAGUACCUACUACUUGCACUGUUUCUGAUAACACUGUACAAGCCGAAACUAAUAUUUGUUGAAUCUCUUUUUCAUCUGUACGGCGUGAAUGGACGUGUGAACCGUACGCAACUGUACCAAACCCUCCAGAAUCUGGUACGAAUCUCGCAGAAGGAGCUGAACAGCAUCUUUCUACAGGCGGAUCCGGACAAUCUUGGAACGAUUGACUACAGUCAAUUUGUCAAGGCAAUAGAGCGCAAUCCACUGCUGGCCAAGCUGCAGAAGAAUAACGAUCCCAACAACCUAAGACUGGGCUAAAGCAACGCACAACCUGAACUCUACUCUCUCGCUCGCUUCUACUGUACGGGUUUACACCAGACGCUCUUUCCCUCUCCCCCCCCCCCCAUUGCUGGCCACCCCUGCGGACCUGCGUAGGUGCAAGCAACUUUGUCGCAAGCAUACGCUCCUGACCGCUGAAGCAGACUGUGGAAACUUAAAAAAUAUAUAUAAAUAUGUAGGCUAGACGUAAGCCAGCGGGAAAAAAGAAACGAAAAUCGACGUUCGACGUCAAACUCCGUUCCAAUCUCAAUGCUGCGAGCGCACGCGCUGCAUUUGUGCCACCACGACGGUGUUUGUAUGCGCUUCGAUGAGUGUUAGGAGUGUUUUUGUUGUUGUGCUGUUGUGGCGAUUUCGUAUGUCUUAAACAUGGAAAGGUGUGCGUGUGUGUGUGUGUAUGUAGGUGUGUAUGUGUAAAGCUUUCGUCCAGCAAGUUGUAAUUAUUCCGUGUUCAUCCUUUACGUUUAGGACCAAAACCAAGGCCGCGGUGAAGAAGCAGCACCAACGUAGUUGUAGCGCGGCAGCAGCGCAUUACGUUGUAGCGCACAUAUGUUUGCACAAUUUGUUGUUAAAUCGUUACACAUUCAUACGAUCAAUGUGUGUACGCAUCGUCUGUGUAUUGCCGUGUCGUCUAUAAGUAAUAAUUAUCUAUAUAUGUAUCACUGUUCCGCACUGGGCGGCGCAGGUCGCGUGCAACAAGUACUCAAGCAACUGUUAGGUUACGUUUAAGUGUUAAGAAGAUGCAGGAUUCUAAAUGCUCAUGCCAAACUGAAGGUCUGAAGUCCGUAUUCCGAGCCGGGCGAGCGUUCCGCAGCAUUCGUGAAACGUCUUGUGGUAUGUGUUUGUUCUUCGUUUUAUGAUUAUUAUUGACUUGACUUGAUGGAACAGUCUGGUUUGAAUUUGAUUUUGUUGCGACAGCACUACAUCUUUGGUUCGCUGUUGUGGGAUCUUUCUUAAUCAAAGAUUCUGCAACAACAAAAAAGCACAAAGCACGGAGCAAUACCUUCGUUGUCUGUCAUCAGCUGAGAGCUUCAACUAUUACAAACACACAACAAAGUAGUAGAUGUAUUACACAUACACAUACACGAAACUCGUUCGUCGCACGAGUAAAUUCUAAUCAAAGAAACAUACUUAAAAGGAAACAAAAAAGGGAACUUAAA
This is a messenger RNA of Anopheles merus, 3373 nucleotides long. RefSeq names its product lysophosphatidylcholine acyltransferase-like. Lineage: Eukaryota; Metazoa; Arthropoda; Insecta; Diptera; Culicidae. The coding region runs from base 615 to 2195 and encodes 526 amino acids. Gene Ontology annotation, molecular function: calcium ion binding. The record is from RefSeq and is a predicted model, not a curated record. The transcript is spliced from 10 exons.